AUGCAGCAGUGGUCCGCGGGCUGCGGAGUUCGGCGAAGAGGCAGCAGCGGCUGCUGGCGGCUCUUCCGCGGCUUCGCUGCUGCUGCUUCCUUUUCGGGUUUUCUGGGGAGAAGGGAAGCUCCGGGGUGGCGCUUGCUGCUGCUGCCGCUGCCGCUGCUGCUGCUGCUGCUGCUGCUGCUGCUGCUGCUGCGCUGCUGCUGCUGCUGCUGCGGCGAGCGCAGAGAGGGCUUGGGGCGCGGCAGCAGCUGGCGCUAUGGGUCGAAGCUGACUGUGGAAAGUGGCUGGGCGCAGUCCCCGGAAAGAGGAGAAGCUGCAGCCACCGCUGCCGCCGCUGCUGCUGCUGCUGCUGCUGCUGCUGCUGCUGCUGAGGAUGGCGCAGCAGUCGAGCCUGCAGGAGAUCGGGGAGGCGACGGACGCCGUGUUCGCGAGCCUGCACCUGCGGCCCUUCCUGCUGCGGCUGCCGCUGCCCGCGGGCGAAGCAGCAGCAACAAUUCGCGGCAUUUGCGAAAAAGUCACCAAAAACAAGUCCGCCUCCCACACGCGUUCGAACCCCCUCGACGCCGCCACGGAGCAGCCCGACGCGGCUCGCGCGGAGCAGCAGGUGGAGGCGCUGCGGCAGCUGCUGUCCAGUGCCGGCGGUCGCUGCCGGCGGAGGUGUCGGAGGUGAUAAUGCGGACUCUGUCUCUGCGGCUGUUUGCCUACGGCUUCGCGUCGAGCCAGCAGAUGGUGCCGAACUCUCUGAACAAAGACUCGCUGUCGCCUUCGAAGACCCCCGUGGCCAACCGCCUCAUCAGCUGCACGCAAGAAAGCAUGUUUUUGUUUCCUCGAGACGCGACGGCGUUCAUGAAGACGCAGCUCUGCAUGUCCAGACACUGGGAAACGCCGCUCGACGGCGGCAGCCACAUCGACCACCCCAAGGCGCCCUGCCGCUGCAGCAGCGUGCGAAACGUCGCGGGCGCCUGGCAGUUUUCAGGAAUCAGUUUGUCCCGCUUCGUGAAUUACUGGCGAAACCACGGGCGACUGGCGCUGCUGGAGGUGCCCAGCUCGGCGCUGAGCUACUUCGCGCUGCACGACAGGCCGGGCCAGGGACUUGAAAGCGGCGCCAAGCGCCAGCGCCGCCGCGCCGCGGAGGCCGUCAAGACGGAAGAGGCCCCGCGGACUCCGCCGCAGGCCGGCGCCGCCGGCGCGGCCGCAGCCAAGGAGCUGCAGCGGCAGCAGCUGCAGCAGCAGCCCGCCUCCGAAGCCGGCGAAGUCAUUGCUGCUUCCUCGCGGCGCGGGCUGCGCCGCGAGGGCUCCAUUCCCCCGCUCAGCCACCACGGCGGCGCGCAGCGAAGGCAGGCCAAGGCCGCCAGGAUGGCCGCCGCCGCGGGACUCGCAGCCAGGGGGCCCCUCCGGCCCGCAGAGAGGGCCCCCCCCGCCGGCCAGCAGCAGCUGCCGCGCCUCAGACGGCCCGCGCUGCCCUCGCGGCCCACGACGCGGGCCAACGCCCACAAGGGCCUGCGCUGUGCAGGCGAGGCGACGGCCAAUUUCAGGGCGCGGCGGACGCGGUAG
Messenger RNA from Eimeria necatrix, 1551 nucleotides. RefSeq lists its product as hypothetical. The transcript is spliced from 3 exons. Lineage: Eukaryota; Apicomplexa; Conoidasida; Eucoccidiorida; Eimeriidae. The record is from RefSeq and is a predicted model, not a curated record. Bases 1 to 1551 code for a protein of 516 amino acids.